This is a messenger RNA of Phytophthora sojae, 498 nucleotides long. RefSeq lists its product as hypothetical. The record is from RefSeq and is a predicted model, not a curated record. The transcript is spliced from 3 exons. Lineage: Eukaryota; Oomycota; Peronosporomycetes; Peronosporales; Peronosporaceae. Bases 1 to 498 code for a protein of 165 amino acids.
AUGGUCUUGAUGGACCUGGUCGGAAACGUCUCCGCCGUCGGCGACACGGAUGCGAUGGUGGCGGGCGACUCGGGCAGCAAGCACAACGGCGGCCGCAGCGCCGCCGUGUGUGCCGUCAACAGCAUGGUCUCGGAGGCUUCCGCGGCGACCGUGGCCGUGUUGGACGUGAUCGGGGGCGUCUCCUCUGGCAUGGUCACGAACGUGAAGGUGGCAUUCGGCGCGGAGUGUCUUGAACCUGGUGUUGAGUACAUUGCUGGGGAUGGGACCUUUGUGAAAGGUCGAUCUCGUGGCAACCCGAUGGCAGACUUCUCGGACGAAGAGGACUUGCUGCUUUAUCGGCUGGCAAAGGAGCAGGUUGAUGCAGGCCGCCGAAUUAACUGGCGGACUGUCUGGUUGGGGAUGCCAUACUGCGGGAAGACACAGCGACAGCUGCAGAUUCGUCUAAAGACGCUGAAGAGGACACACGGCGUGAGCUUAGAUUCUUUCCCAAGGAGAUGA